GUAUAUAGGCUACAGUUAAAAUAAUCGACGUCAAACAGGCGAGUUUAAUCUUCUUGAAGCGGAUUUACGCUUGUAAGGCAUAAAAAAGCCAAACGUGCUGUCGGAAACUGGCAGUAAGUAACGGGACCAAGACGGAGACAGAAAUUUAAACUGAAAUAAACAAGAGAAAGGGGAAAGUUGACAUAUCACGAAAGAACGCAACAUGCCGAAAGCCUGCGGUGUCUUGAUAUUUGUGCUGUACUUGUAUCAAGCCAUAGGACCAAGUGUGGGGUUUGGAUUGGGAGGAGUUUGCCCGGACGAGCACAUAACCUGCUCUUGUGGCCAAAACGGGGCAACUAUUCAAGUGAAUAUCAAAGCUUGUGUGCAUUUCUACCGUUGGAAACCGUACUGCAAGAUAUGUGACAAGGAUAGCUUUAGCAGCGAGGCGGAGUGCCAGAAAAGAGAAUUCUGUGCCACGUGUAGCCCCAAUCAGGGAGAGAGCUGUGUCUCUUGUCCCCCCGGAAGGUUUGGCGCUACUACGGAGUGUAGGGGAGUUUGUCAAUGUCAGAACGGGGGCACCUGUAAUACUUUUGACGGCAGCUGUUUCUGCAGAGAUGGUUUUACUGGCAUUCACUGUGAAAUCGGUUCCGCUCCUCCUACAACAACUAGGCCUACUACUACUUCUACUUCUACUACUACAAUCGCAACAACCGUCGCCAUCACUUGUCCGGCUUUACCCAACCCUCCCAAUGGUCGGGUGUCAGCGAAUACUGCGCAGGCUCAGGGGUCAAAGGUUACGUACACCUGUUUCCAAGGAUACCGAUUAGUUGGUCCUUCAGAGCGCACUUGUAACGACGGUGUGUGGAGCGGACAGCAACCACAUUGUGAGUUGAUCCGUGUGACAUGCCCUACGCCUACAGCGCCAUCUAACAGUAAAAUCAAAAUCACUAGUGCUAGAGAGGAGUACACACCAGGGAUGAGGGUGGAAUUUGUGUGUGAUAGCGGCUACUCACGACACGGCGCCGCCCUGGUGGUAGAAUGCAGUACUAGCGGAAAUUGGUCCUCUACCAGCGGGAGAUGCAAUCGAUUCGUGACUUGCGAAGAUCCUGGUCUUCCCAAAAAUGCCAUCCGCCAAAUUACUGUUGGCCGGUCAGCUAACAGCGUAUUCGGGAGACUGGCCAGAGGAAGAGGAAGGAGCCGCCUAGGGUUUGUAUCAAGAAGCAGUAGCACCCCUCCCCCCGCCAUCGAGAUCCCAGAUUCCCAGGUUCCAGAGGGGCACUUCAAGCCUUACACCACCCUGGUUUACUCCUGCGAGUCCAAGCACUACCAGCUCGUAGGGGGCAAAAGACGCGUAUGCCUGUCGAAUGGUAGAUGGACGAAUAGGCAACCAGCUUGUGUACCAGUGUGCGGUAAAUCAAACGCUCCUAGACUUCCAUUCAUUACAAACGGAAACGUCACCGAAAUUGGGCAAUGGCCGUGGCAGGUCGCCCUCUACAGGCAAACCGUUGACAAGGGGAUGGCACUUAUCUGUGGAGGCGUUCUUCUCAACGAGAACUGGAUUGUGACGGCAGGGCACUGUGUCGUGGAACCAGGGACGGCAUUUGUAGCCUCAACAGCCUCGUUCAGGAUAAAGCUAGGGAAAUAUUACCGAGACGACAGCUUAGACGAUGAGUUCGUGCAGACAUUCCAGGUUGAGGAAAUCCACCUUCAUCCCAGCUUUGAACCUCUCUCCCUUGACGCAGACAUUGCUCUGAUGCGCGUUCCAGACCCGGGGGCGGUGUUUACCGACCGGGUCCGCCCUGUUUGCAUGACUGACGUUGUCAGUAGUGACACACGGGUGAAGGCGGGGAAUAGGGGCGUGGUCACGGGUUGGGGGAAGAAUGAGAACGGGCUGUACUCCGACGAGUUAAUGCAGGCAGUCAUCCCGGUGGUUGAUAGCCAAGUGUGCGAGGAGAGCUACGUGACAUAUGCUGAUCUAGCCAUGCCAGUGACCAGCUAUAUGUUCUGUGGGGGGUACGCAGAAGGACAGUUUGACGCCUGCUCUGGAGACUCAGGAGGUCCCUACGUGUUCCCGUCUGGGACAGGCGAUUCACUUCGUUGGUACUUGGAAGGUUUAGUCAGUUGGGGCAGUCCUGACGGAUGCGGGAAGGCAAACCAAUAUGGCGGCUACACACGUGUCUCCAGAUUUAUCGAUUGGAUGAAAAAUAUCAUGUGAUGCGUUGCAUACGUUUGAUGGGAAAAACACGUAUAUGCGACUCACGUUUUCUUUUCAUUCAUAAUGGAUGAUUUCAACAAAAAUGAUUCUAAAAGAAUACAUAAUGUGAUAUUGGUAAAAGAUUGUAAAUAGACUGGUUUUAUCUAAUAAGAAAAAAAAGAGAAAGAAAAAAACGAAUCAAUGGUAAAGAUUAUACUGUAUGUCAAUACAAAUUCAAAAUAAACAAUGAAUACUUGCCCAAUGAGCAAUUCAAAUAAUUUAUUACAAAGACCGCUUACAUCAUACAAGAAUCCUGGCAAAGCUGUUGGCCAUAUUGGAACAGGUUUCCAAUAUCUCUGUUGUAUUGCCAUGAGAAUUUUAUAUCAAAAUAGCAUUUAAAGGCUCUGUGACUUAAUAUUACCAUUAGUAAGUUAUAUUAAUAUGACCUGUUAUGGCUUUUUUU
Lingula anatina is the source of this 2636-nucleotide messenger RNA. RefSeq names its product clotting factor C. Gene Ontology annotation, molecular function: serine-type endopeptidase activity. The record is from RefSeq and is a predicted model, not a curated record. Gene Ontology annotation, biological process: proteolysis. NCBI's taxonomy places the organism in Eukaryota, Metazoa, Brachiopoda, Lingulata, Lingulida, Lingulidae.